AUGGGCAUCAUCAAGGAUGAACACCGCAGAUUGAAGCCAAGUCACGCGCAGAGCCCGAUGACAUCCAAGUUGAAGAUUCUGCUGGUGGUGGUUUCAACCAAUCUGCUCUCCGUUUUUCUCUUCGCCGGGAGUUCCGCUUGGGUGGCGCCGGCUGUGCAUUUUGUCGACUCCGGCACGCUCCUCCGGGAGCUGAACGCCACCCAACGCCAGCUGUCCAACACCCUGUGGCAAGUGUCGCAGCUCAGCAAGCUGUUGGCAACCGCUAACUCCCUGCUCGAGACGACAUUGACGGACAUCGGCAAGGCCCACCGGGAGGACGAGGAGGAGUCGCCGGACGAGGACCUGGAAAAGUGGGCGCGCCGGCUCACCGGCGAGCUUAAACUCGUAGUUGGGCCCCACAAGUUCCCUCUCGGGUACAACCCGAACAUCGGCUCCGACGAGCUGUAUCCCGUGCUGGGCACCUCCUGCCGCCGGUACGAGGAGGAGCUGGUGAAGUACAUGAGCUACGAGGUGGGCGGUGAGUGCCCCUCCGACGAGUGGUUCGCGCAGCGGCUGAUGCUGAAGGGGUGCGAGCCCCUGCCGAGGCGGCGGUGUCAUCCGAAAUCACCGGUGGGGUACGUGGAGCCGGCGCCGCUCCCGGAGAGCCUGUGGGCGAUCCCGGCCGACACGAGCAUCACGUGGGACGCGUACACCUGCAAGAACUACUCGUGCCUGGUGAACCGGGGGAAGGCGCAGGGGUCGUACGAUUGCAAGGACUGCUUCGACCUGUCCGGGCGGGAGAAGCACAGGUGGCUGCAUGACAACGGGGAGCUUGACUACGCCAUGGACGAGGUGCUGGCGAUGAAGCCGGCGGGGACGAUCCGAGUGGGGCUUGACAUCGGAGGCGGUUCGGGGACGUUCGCCGCCCGGAUGUGGGAGCGGAACGUGACGGUGGUGACGAGCAGCAUGAACUUCGACGGGCCGUUCAACAACUUCAUCGCCUCGCGUGGACUGGUGGCGAUGCACAUCAGCGUCGCGCACCGCCUGCCGUUCUACGACAACACGCUCGACCUGGUGCACUCCAUGCACGUCCUCAGCAACUGGAUCCCCGACGCCAUGCUGGAGUUCGCCCUGUUUGACAUCUACAGGGUGCUGCGGCCGGGCGGUGUCUUCUGGCUCGAUCAUUUCUUCUGCCUCGGACAUCAGCUCAACGCCACCUACGCGCCCAUGUUCGAUCGCAUCGGAUUCCGGAAACUCCGGUGGAACGCUGGCCGGAAGCUGGACCGUGGCAUCGAGAAAAACGAGUGGUACAUAUCCACCCUCCUCGAGAAGCCCAUGACAUAAUUAAUUAAUCAGCCUUCUCUCCCGUUCAGACUUCCAUAUGAGAUGAAACUCAACUUACAACUAGA
Zingiber officinale is the source of this 1388-nucleotide messenger RNA. Its product is annotated as probable methyltransferase At1g29790. The coding region runs from base 1 to 1323 and encodes 440 amino acids. The transcript has a single exon. Gene Ontology annotation, molecular function: S-adenosylmethionine-dependent methyltransferase activity. NCBI's taxonomy places the organism in Eukaryota, Viridiplantae, Streptophyta, Magnoliopsida, Zingiberales, Zingiberaceae. The record is from RefSeq and is a predicted model, not a curated record.